CGCGCAUGCGCAGGAAGCCUGACUCGCUUGCCAACAAAUACAUACACGUGCGAACAGGUUGUGUCAGGUCAAAUGCGAGUUAACGCGAGCAGAUGCGAUUAAAGCCCGUACGCAGCGAUACGGAUUGUCAAGUAAACGUGGACCUUGAAAGAGCGUGCAACAAGCAUGAACGAAACGCAGGGAAAAACCACCGAAGAAGAUGAAAUUAAUCUUUUCAACCCUGCUAUAUUAGAUAGAUUGUCGAUAUCGCCUGUCGUUGGAUUGCUCAUAAGACCAUUAAGAAGCACAGAUUAUGACACAGGUUUUUUAGUUCUCUUAUCUCAAUUGACAGAUGUUGGAAAUGUUACCAAGGAACAAUUCUUAAAUAGAUUCUACAGCAUGAAGAGUACUGGCGGUUACUAUGUUGUAGUUAUUGAGGACACAAAUUCUGGAAAAGUAAUUGCAUGUGCAACAUUAGUUGUAGAGCAGAAGUUUAUUCAUAAUUGUAGCUUGAGAGGACGUUUGGAAGAUGUAGUGGUUAACAAUAAUUAUAGAGGUAAAUCAUUGGGGAAACUAGUGGUGACAAUAAUAAUGCAAUUAGCACGCUAUUUUCACUGUUAUAAGUUGUCUUUGGAUUGCAAAGAUCAUCUAGUGCCAUUCUAUGAAAACAUAGGUUUUAAACAAGAAAUUAACAAUUCAAAUUAUCUUAAUAUGCGUUUUCACUAUGAAAACGCUACUGAACAAUCGCAUUUAUAGUAAUUGAGUUAUCUUAUCUGACAAUAAUGCCAAUUUACCACUCAAAAUACUUGUCAAAUAUUUGACGUUUAUGAAUAGAAAAUACAAAAAAAAUUAUUUAUAUUCUUGAAGAUAUUAGUUUUGGAAGUGAGACAAGAUUAAAAUACUACAAUUGAUUUCUUCCAAGAAAAAAAAUCUCAUUA
Camponotus floridanus (Florida carpenter ant) is the source of this 917-nucleotide messenger RNA. RefSeq names its product probable glucosamine 6-phosphate N-acetyltransferase (gene Gnpnat). The transcript is spliced from 5 exons. Gene Ontology annotation, molecular function: glucosamine 6-phosphate N-acetyltransferase activity; monosaccharide binding. Gene Ontology annotation, biological process: UDP-N-acetylglucosamine biosynthetic process. Gene Ontology annotation, cellular component: endoplasmic reticulum; Golgi apparatus; endoplasmic reticulum-Golgi intermediate compartment. The coding region runs from base 166 to 735 and encodes 189 amino acids. The record is from RefSeq and is a predicted model, not a curated record. Lineage: Eukaryota; Metazoa; Arthropoda; Insecta; Hymenoptera; Formicidae.